AUGACAAAACUUCUUCAUAUUUGGUUGCACGUUUUCUGUCGCACUUUCAUGUUUUUAUAUGAAUUUGAAUGGAUUCUUUUUACGGGUGCCGCAAACAGUGCUCCAUUUCUAUUAGUAGUCUCACUUUUUCGUCAACAUUGUGUCGGUGUCUCGUCGUUGUCGUGGUUUUGGAUCGUAGUGGAGAGGCACACGGCCACUCAUUAUUUAAUCGACUACGAGAGCAACACGCGGCCACAAAUUGCGGUCAUUUUAAUUUUCACGCACGUGGUGACAAGCUUUAGCAUGGCCGCAGCUUUAUUGAUGGGCGCUGCUUAUGACAUUGUGAUUACACUUUGUAUUGGAGCUCCACUCUAUGCGGCUACGCAAAUUUAUUUGACAAUGAUGCUCUACUAUCUUCGGAAGUACAAUAAACGAGUGAUCACUGAGAUUUCGAGAGAUCCAUUUAAAGGGAAAAGAUAUUCAUUAGCAACAAAAUAUCAGCUGAAUGAGAAUCUGCGUGGGCUAGAGAUUCUUCGCCGAUUGCUGUUAAGCGCCACAUUAUUCAACUCGUUUAUUGGUCUUUUUAUCACAAUUGCUUACGGGUUUUUCAACGAAUCUUCACCGAUAGCCCAAAUUCUUUUCUCAUUUCUUGAUAUGUUGAUUGGAUUGUGGGUU
Molecule: messenger RNA, 654 nt
Organism: Mesorhabditis belari
Lineage: Eukaryota; Metazoa; Nematoda; Chromadorea; Rhabditida; Rhabditidae
Source: the annotation of a GenBank genome assembly